AUGGAUGUGGAUGAAUUUUUAACUGCUUUUCAUAACGGAUUCAAAGUCGAUCUGUCUCACUUCAAAUUGAUCAUUGAAGUUCAUCAAAUACAUCAAAAUGACAAAUCCUUUAAGAAUUAUCGUCAAGUUUUCUAUAACUUUUUAGACCACCACUCCCAAAAGACAGUUGAGGGAUAUCAACCUUAUUGA
Messenger RNA from Spathaspora passalidarum NRRL Y-27907, 189 nucleotides. RefSeq lists its product as uncharacterized. The record is from RefSeq and is a predicted model, not a curated record. Lineage: Eukaryota; Fungi; Ascomycota; Pichiomycetes; Serinales; Debaryomycetaceae. The transcript has a single exon. Bases 1 to 189 code for a protein of 62 amino acids.